ACACGAAUUCGGGCUCUUUCUCUCUCUCUGUCUCACUCCUUCGUGUCCCCUUUAGAAGCAAUUUCUAAGACGCCGCCAUGGCGGAAACGCAGGAGCUCCUGGACGCGCUGACGGAGCACCUCGGCGCGUUCCACCGCACAGCAAGCAGACGCGAGGCUCAACGGGAGGCGCAACGGGAGGCUCAGCGCGAGGCUCAUCGCGCGGCUCAGCGCGCAUUCUCAUCAAAUUCCGCGAGAGUUUCCGAGCAGGAGGUCAGCCAGAGACCGUCGACCAGAGGGAUUAGCACUAGUACUACUCAUCAUCUUCAAUCGGACGGUGGAGGAAAGGUGCCGUUAGGCGCAUCUAGGGUUGGGAUUUUCCCUCACGUACAUCCACCGAAGCAGCAGAUUCAGGCGUGGGUACGCCAGCUGGACGUGGAAUCGCGACGGAGGGCUUUCACCGUUGUGGACCGGCAAUGGAUGCAGAUUCUCCUUCAGAUGGCGUCUCACAUCCGCAUGAACGGGCCCGGUCACUUCAUCGUUCUCUCAGACAUGAUCGAGCAGGCCCCCGUUACAGUCACAAAUGAAUCAGAGAAAAAGACGGCAGCAGCGGGGGGUCGUCCUGCAGGUGAGACGCGUCAGGCGGCCUCUGCUGCUGCUGCGGGUCUUCCUUCCCAUGGCCACGCGAAGGGUCGUGGAAAGGGGAGCAAGGGAGGCGGUGGUAAGAAGAAAGGGAAGUCAAGCAGUAGCAGUAGCAGUGGCGGUGGCGUUGGCGGUGGCGGUGGGUCGGCGAACGCAUGCCAACCAAGAAAUGGCGAGCUUGCUGACCGUCAAAAUCCGACAAUCAGAAACGGAAGCAGCGCACUUGUUUCGGAACAGUCAGAAUCUGAUGGUCGGAGUGAAGCAGCACCACAAGAAAUGAGCCUCAUCGCUGCUGGAGAAGGCGGGGGAAUCUGAGCCGCUCAUCAGCAGCAGGCCCUCUGCCAGCCAUCUGCUUCAAGCGGUGUGAAGGCCUGUGGACCAGACUGGGCCGGCAGCAGUGGGCCAUCAGGCAACUGGAGUCCUCCCUUCAGCUCUUUUCCUCCUCCUCGCCUUCCUAUGGCGCUCAGCGUGAAGGGCUAGUUCUAGGGAAGGGAGGAAGCGGAGGCGGCACUGCAGCUGAUGACCUGCAGGAAAGGCAUUCUUCCGCCAUUUGUACAGUUGAUAGUACUCGUGCUUCGUUUCAGGUACAGGCGUCUGUAGAUUCCCUCACACUGGCUGACUCGUUACUAGCUAACGUUGACCUCUUGUUCACGGUCAUGGAGGAAGUCUCGUGGGGAGGAUUCCUUACCAAAGCGCCUGCGAGGACACAUACUUUUACCAGCAGCAGCAGCAGCAACACUGGCAGCAGCAGCAGCGGCAGCCAGGGAAAGUCUUCCUGGGAGGAGCUGCCGUGGCUGCAGGCGUUAGGGUUCUACCCCCUGGCGGCCUUUGUUGCCAGCCGCCUGGAGAUCCACCUGUGGCGCGCCUGGGACCGCGCCAGGGCGCACGGGGUAGCAGCAGUAGCG
Messenger RNA from Closterium sp. NIES-67, 1525 nucleotides. The record is from the annotation of a GenBank genome assembly. Lineage: Eukaryota; Viridiplantae; Streptophyta; Zygnematophyceae; Desmidiales; Closteriaceae.